CUGGCCACCAGCUCGCGCUCCGCAGCACAAGACGAUCCUUGUUGCUCUCUGUCCUCUCCAUCUCCUAGGCUCCCACUGGGCGCCGCGCCGCCACACUAGCCGCAGACGCCUGUCCCUUCUCCCUCUGCUUUAGGGCAAGUCCAGAAGCCCCUGUGAACCGUGAAGUCUUUCACUCUCUGCAUGAGAGGCAGUGCUGUCAGGGCCCUGGACUUCUGGAAGGCUCUCUGUGCUGUGUAGGCGAAGUGUCCCACGGCAGGUGGCAGCAGACAUGUCUCGUGAGCUACAGGACGUGGAUCUUGCUGAGGUGAAGCCUUUGGUGGAGAAAGGAGAGACUAUCACUGGGCUCCUGCAAGAGUUCGAUGUUCAGGAGCAGGACAUUGAGACCUUACAUGGCUCCCUUCAUGUCACGCUAUGUGGGACACCUAAAGGAAACCGACCUGUCAUCCUCACAUACCAUGACAUUGGCAUGAACCAUAAAACCUGCUACAACCCCCUCUUCAACUCUGAGGAUAUGCAGGAGAUCACCCAGCACUUUGCCGUCUGCCAUGUGGAUGCCCCCGGCCAACAGGAUGGGGCUCCCUCCUUCCCUGUGGGGUACAUGUACCCGUCAAUGGACCAGCUGGCUGAAAUGCUUCCUGGGGUCCUUCAACAGUUCGGGCUGAAGAGUGUCAUCGGCAUGGGCACAGGGGCAGGUGCCUACAUCCUGACCAGAUUUGCUCUGAACAACCCUGAGAUGGUGGAAGGCCUUGUGCUCAUCAACGUGAACCCAUGUGCAGAAGGCUGGAUGGACUGGGCUGCCUCCAAGAUCUCUGGAUGGACCCAGGCCCUGCCAGAUAUGGUGGUGUCCCACCUCUUUGGGAAGGAGGAAAUGCACAGUAACGUGGAGGUGGUGCACACCUACCGCCAGCACAUCGUCAACGACAUGAACCCAAGCAACCUGCACUUGUUCAUCAGCGCCUACAACAGCCGGCGGGAUCUGGAGAUUGAGCGGCCGAUGCCGGGAACCCACACUGUCACCCUGCAGUGCCCUGCCCUGCUGGUGGUUGGGGACAACUCUCCUGCUGUGGAUGCUGUGGUGGAGUGUAACUCCAAGCUGGACCCCACGAAGACCACCCUACUCAAGAUGGCAGAUUGUGGCGGCCUCCCGCAGAUCUCCCAGCCGGCCAAGCUCGCCGAGGCCUUCAAGUACUUUGUGCAGGGCAUGGGAUACAUGCCCUCUGCCAGCAUGACCCGUCUGAUGCGGUCCCGUACAGCCUCUGGCUCCAGUGUCACCUCCCUGGAGGGUUCCCGCAGCCGCUCCCACACUGGCGAGGGUGCCCGCAGUCGCUCGCACACGAGUGAGGGCCCUCGCAGCCGUUCUCACACCAGCGAGGGAGCCCACCUUGACAUCACCCCCAACUCGGGUGCCACCGGGAACAACGCUGGGCCCAAGUCCAUGGAGGUGUCCUGCUAGGCAGCCUGUGUGCCUGCUGCCCCAGACUCUCAUCUCUGUAGCUGCCCCCCUCGGCCCUCCUCUCCCCUGCCUGCCACCCUGCGCUAAUGCGGUAUUAAUCCAAAGCUUAUUUUGUAAGAGUGAGCUCUGGCCAUGACAGAUCGGGUCUGUCCAGGGCACCGUCUUGGGCAAGGGCUGGGAGGAGGUGGACCAAAGGAAAGUGGCAGCUCAGUGUCCUGUUUCCAUUAACUAGUGGCCUAGUGGCCACUCUCUCAUCUGCCCUCAGAGACACCAAACUGCCAAAAACAAGACAAAUAUAGCAGUAAACACUUCGCAGCUAGCAGACCAGGCUGUCCUAAGCAUCCUGGUUCACAGGCAUUUUGCCAAGCCACCUACUUCCUGUUUCCUGUCCAACCAAAGCCACACUGGCUCUUUCCUGGAAACAAAACUGUUCCUGAUUUGGGGAGGAGGGGCCCUAAACUGUGGGUAACUGUUGUUAAGUAGCCAAAACAGGAAGGGAAAAAAGAGGUGAAACUUAGGUAGAGGCUACAGGCAUUUGGAAAACCAAGUCCAUAUGGUUCCCUUGAAGAAAUCAAUUUUUUGAACUUGGUGCAUCUAUUACCUUCUGAGGUCAAAGUAUACCAGCCUCUGUUUCUGGCAUGCUUUUUAUAUACAGUGAAGCAGGCAGCAAACGCUGCUGGCUUUAUAGAGAUGCCCUUUCAGCAAGUGUUUGGUGUCAUUGUGAUUUGUCUGCCUCCUCCAUAGCCCCUGCCUCCCACCCCACAUUCGCGAGUGAGGGGUUCUUUUUGCUUGUGGGGAAGAUGGUGAGAUUUGUAGUUGCAUCCUUUGAAAUGGAGGAGACACUUACAACAGUGUCCCUGGCUGUUAGGAUUCUCAUGGGGGGGGUACCAGGGUGGGUGUGGGACACAGUGACUAGCGUAAGUGACUUUGUGUGGCUCUACUGGAAUCCAGUGCCUGUGAUUUCAGUGGAUCGCAGCCUAUUUCUUGGAAGUCCUGUGUGAUUGAGUUCAACCCAGUCUGUUGACACUGGGGUUGACCCUGACCUUGACAGCUGGAUUCCUCCAACCCAGGGCCAUUGCUCAGGCUUCAGAUUGGGCUUUUGCUCUCAUGGGGGUGGGAAUUCAUGUGGGGAGUGGGCUGAGAAAAAUAUAGGGUUCUGGAAUCUAUACUGCAUGGAAACUUCCUUCCUCUCUAGCUGUCCCCUCUCCCCAUGCCCUAACCUCCUUCUGCUGAACGGGGCGGCACCACUGACACUUCUGAGCAAUGUCAGCCUAGUGUCGAGUUCCUGUACUACUGCCUUUUGGUUUUCAUUGUGGCUAACCAUGAAUUUUCUUAUAGGAAGUUUGAUCAGAGGAAAUCGAACUUGGCAAAUCAGCUGCCAGGGCUUGAUGAGUUCCAGGACCCUAGCGUUGGUAGAAGGAAGUAGUCAUGCCUUCUAGGUGGCAUGACUUUGAGAGGCAGUGACUCAGUUUACCUGCCUACUACCAUCUUGAGGGCUUUCCUUGAUCUUGUGCAGAAAGAUUGAGGAUCCAGGCAAGAGUGGCUGAGUGCAGACCAGAAAUUAUUGUACAGAGGAGUUUCUUAAUGAGAUAUUUGUAUUUAUUUCCAGACCAAUAAAUUUGUAACUUUGCAGUAGCUUGUGUCUUUUUCCUCUCCCUGAGAGACUGUGUGUGACAUUAAGGUGCUGGAAGGGUAGAACGGGAAGGGUAGAGGGUCACUCAGCCUUAACACCCCAGCACUGUGCCCGGUG
Castor canadensis (American beaver) is the source of this 3203-nucleotide messenger RNA. It is a transcript of the gene Ndrg1, whose product is annotated as N-myc downstream regulated 1. Lineage: Eukaryota; Metazoa; Chordata; Mammalia; Rodentia; Castoridae. The record is from RefSeq and is a predicted model, not a curated record.